Molecule: messenger RNA, 603 nt
Organism: Closterium sp. NIES-65
Lineage: Eukaryota; Viridiplantae; Streptophyta; Zygnematophyceae; Desmidiales; Closteriaceae
Source: the annotation of a GenBank genome assembly
AUGCCGGCGUCAAACCCGGCUCACUCCCUUCCGGUGAACGUUGCCGCGCAGCUUAAGCUGUCAUCCGACGACCCCGUCCCGCGCCAGCCGUACAAAAGGGCUGACCUACUACUGCCAAGCCUGUUUGAUGGCGUCCGUAAAGUCGAGCCCCAUCCGUCUCCCCAUCCUACUGCUACUGCUGCUCCUCCUCGCAGUGUUGUGCUCUGCGGUGAUGUGCUGUGCGGUGAUGUGCUGUGCUGUGAUGUGCUGUGCGGUGUUGUGCAGUACGGUGUUGUGGUGUGCGGUGCUGUGCUGUGCGGUAAUGUGCUGUGUGGUGUCGUGCUGUGCGGUGUUGUGCUGUGCGGUGUUGUGCUGUGCUGUGCGGUGUUGUGCUGUGCGAUGAUGCGCUGGCGCCGAAACGGUGGUGGUUGGGUGGAGGUUCCGGUGCUGGGAUGGGAUUCCAUUGAUGCCAAGACGGUGGUAGUGGGGUGGAGGUUCAAGCGCUGGGAUGCGAGUGUGAAGACGUGGUGCCCACCCCGUCUCAGCUAUGGUGACACAGCUGUGUUCCAAUGGAAUGACUGGCGGCGCAAGCACAACGUGGUGGCUAUUGGCUCCGUGGGCUAG